GAGGAUUGGGAGGAGCUCGACCUACUCUGCUAACCCAGUGGCCUGAGCCAAUCACAGAGAGGAUUGGGGCAUUCCCGGAACCCCCCUGCCCCUGCCCUCCCUCUGACAGCCUCCUGGAAAGAGGGGCAUUGGUGAGAUGGUGUGUUUACAAUUCAAAUCAUUGGUUUUUUGCCUGAUCUCCUUCCAAAUAAGAAGGCAGGAGCUGCUGUUGAGGUGCAAAGGGUCUUCUGGACGGUUGUGGCUCUAAGACCAGAAGAUCUUCAUUCUUGUCUCCAAAGUGGGGAAAAGGCAAGGAUGGUGGAGGCUUUCUGUGCUACCUGGAAGCUGACGGACAGUCAGAACUUUGAUGAGUACAUGAAGGCUCUAGGUGUGGGCUUUGCCACCAGGCAGGUGGGAAAUGUGACCAAACCAACAGUGAUCAUCAGUCAGGAAGGGGACAAAGUGGUGAUCAGGACUCAAAGCACAUUCAAGAACACAGAGAUUAAUUUCCAUCUGGGAGAAGAGUUUGAUGAAACCACUGUGGAUGACAGAAACUGUAAGUCUGUUGUUAGCCUGGAUGGAGACAAACUUGUUCAUGUACAGAAAUGGGAUGGCAAAGAAACAAAUUUUGUAAGAGAAAUUAAGGAUGGCAAAAUGGUUAUGACUCUUACUUUUGGUGAUGUGGUUGCUGUUCGUCACUAUGAGAAAGCAUAGAAAACUUCAUGAUAUGGGAAUGGAGAGUUCUUCCUGUUAACUCAAGUAUCAGCUCUAACUUGCUGUUAUAGCACAGCUAAUCACUAAUUAGAAGAUUAUCCUCAGUGCAGAGAUAGAAAAUAGUGAUUUAAAAACUUGUUACUCCAAGUAACUAGCCCAAUUUUAAUUUGCAAAAUUAUCAUUUUGUAUUUCAUAUUAAAAAUUUGUCACUUUUUUUUAUAAAGAACUGAAUACAUUGUAUAAUAUUUUUGGAAUGCGAAUCAAAUUGGAAUAAAAAUCUUACACG
Molecule: messenger RNA, 979 nt
Organism: Nycticebus coucang (slow loris)
Lineage: Eukaryota; Metazoa; Chordata; Mammalia; Primates; Lorisidae
Gene: FABP7
Product: fatty acid binding protein 7
Exons: 4
Coding region: 295-693 (132 amino acids)
Biological process (GO): fatty acid transport
Cellular component (GO): nucleus; cytosol
Molecular function (GO): fatty acid binding
Source: RefSeq, a predicted model, not a curated record